Molecule: messenger RNA, 1779 nt
Organism: Cavia porcellus (domestic guinea pig)
Lineage: Eukaryota; Metazoa; Chordata; Mammalia; Rodentia; Caviidae
Gene: Ankra2
Product: ankyrin repeat family A member 2
Exons: 9
Coding region: 391-1329 (312 amino acids)
Biological process (GO): regulation of gene expression
Cellular component (GO): nucleus
Molecular function (GO): protein binding
Source: RefSeq, a predicted model, not a curated record
ACCGAAUCUGGGGCCCGUGACUGCCCAGGGAAAGGCCAGCCGCUCUCUGUGGCCACAAGCGGCCACCGGGCGCCUCCCGCCGAGGCCCCCGCAUGGCUCACCUAGGCAGCGCGUUCCUUCCCGGCUCCUGUGGCGACGCCGGGACACCUGUCACCUGUGGGCCUCGUUGAUUUCCACAGUGCGGUCCUCUCCGUGUAGGACAGCUUCAGGGUUAGGGAGAACCAGGGGGCUCCGGUUAGUAGCUGCCACUGGCUCCCCGUCGGACUGCUCUCUUACCUCAUGAGCAAACCCAGAGACCACGAUUUUUAAAUACUCAAAUUCACUUGCUCUUAUAAUUCCAAGAGGAAAUCAUGAAGAAAUGUUUUAAUUGUUGAAACUAUAAUUGAAAUCAUGGCUACAUCAUCAAACCUGGAUACAGCCCAGUUGAUAAUGGAAGAGUGUCCCAGCAGUUACAGUCUCUCUGGCAUGCCAGACAUUAAACUAGAGCAUCCAGUAGACCCAAAUGCAGAGGAAGGAUCGACUCAGGGAGUUGCCAUGGGAAUGAAAUUCAUACUGCCCAACCGCUUUGAUAUGAACGUGUGUUCCCGAUUUGUGAAAUCCUUAAAUGAAGAGGAUAGUAAAAAUAUUCAAGAUCAAGUUAAUUCUGACCUGGAGGUGGCUUCUGUCCUAUUUAAAGCUGAAUGCAAUAUCCAUACCUCUCCUUCUCCUGGAAUUCAAGUAAGACACGUCUACACACCCUCUACCACAAAGCAUUUCUCACCCAUAAAACAGUCAACUACUCUAACCAACAAGCACAGAGGAAAUGAGGUCUCUACCACACCUCUGUUAGCAAAUUCUUUGUCUGUCCACCAGCUGGCAGCUCAGGGAGAGAUGCUGUACCUGGCUACUCGCAUUGAACAAGAAAAUGUUAUCAAUCACACGGAUGAAGAAGGAUUUACUCCUCUGAUGUGGGCUGCAGCACACGGGCAAAUAGCUGUGGUAGAGUUUCUACUUCAGAAUGGUGCUGACCCCCAGCUUUUAGGAAAAGGUCGGGAAAGUGCCCUGGCACUGGCCUGUAGUAAAGGCUACACGGAUAUUGUCAAAAUGCUGCUCGACUGUGGAGUUGACGUAAAUGAAUAUGACUGGAAUGGAGGGACACCUUUGCUUUAUGCUGUACAUGGGAAUCAUGUGAAAUGUGUCAAGAUGCUUUUAGAAAAUGGAGCCGACCCAACAAUUGAAACAGACUCUGGGUACAAUUCUAUGGAUUUAGCUGUAGCCCUGGGCUAUAGAAGUGUUCAACAGGUUAUUGAGUCACAUUUGUUGAAGUUGCUUCAAAAUAUCAAGGAGUGACACAGCCCUCAGAAAAUGUCCUCUAUCCUCUGUUCACUUUCUGGUCCUUAUAAAUGAUAGUUUUGUUUACUUUUAAAUUUUUACCUCAGUUGCAAUAUUUUCUGAUUUUUAGUAAGUUUUAAUAAAUAUUCUUCUAAAUAAUUCACUGGUUUAUAAUGAAAACGUUGAUGCUUUUUUAUAAAUGUGUUUUAUUGUAUAUUUUAAAUUAUAAAUUAAUGUUUUGUGGCAUGUAAAUUUUUAUGGUACAAAUAGUUAUUUGUCUUUGUAACAAGUGCUGUAAUUUGACACUUUCAGAAAAUUUUCACCCUAUUCAUCUCUAGUAUUAACUCAUUGACUUGUUACAUAAGGUUUGCUCUAAAUCCAUAGGGAAAAAUGUUAUUGUGUAAUUAAAAACUGCACAGUGUGAUUGUUUACAAAAUGGUGUUAUAAAUAAAGUACUUUUUUUCUGUU